Molecule: messenger RNA, 930 nt
Organism: Dreissena polymorpha
Lineage: Eukaryota; Metazoa; Mollusca; Bivalvia; Myida; Dreissenidae
Exons: 6
Coding region: 395-829 (144 amino acids)
Source: RefSeq, a predicted model, not a curated record
AACACCGUUAGACGGAUGUGAAGUGAUGCGGAUAGUGACAAAUCAGUGUCCUGGCCUUAAAGAACCGAAUCGUAUACGGACACGAACUUUACGCAAAUACCUGGCAACAACAUCACAGGUACAUUUGUUUAAAACCAUGUUCAAAUACUAAAUCUUAGAUUGAUCUCAUGUCAACAAUUUCUUAUAAAGUCAUAAUGAAGGUGAAACAUAAGUUAAUGAAGAAUUACUUAAAACAUUUUUUUAUUUUAUUUUAAAACAGAUUCUUGGCAUGACCGAAUCGAAUUUGAAAAUGGUGGCAGACUAAAUUGGUCAUAACCUUAACGUCCACACAGAUGUGUACAGAUUACAAAGCUCUUUGUUAGAAAACACGAAGGUGGCAAGGGUAUCAAUCGCCAUGGGAAAGGGACAUCUUAAUAAAUUCGAAGGAAUACUACUAGAUGCAAUUUCGAUUGAAGACAUACUAGAACCUGCUGAGUAUGAAGAGUCAUGGUCAGUUGACCAGACAGUGAAUGAAAUAUCAGGUGAUGAAAAUGAAAACGCAGCAACUGUGCAACAUGCUGCCUCAGAACCACUUUCAGAGAUAACCACGAAUCUACACUCAGGGACAAAUGAGAAAAAGCAACAAAACGAAAACCAGAAACAAAUGUCGCAAGUUCAAGUUAUUAAAGCGGUCCAUGAAGAGGAUUACGACAAGAUCUCGCAAGUGUCAAAGGAGAAACAAAUGCAUAUCGAGGAAAAUAGGGACAAACUUACGGCUAGCUUCAAAGAAAGCCAGGACUGGCAGCUGAUAAAACAGUGGAGUUCUGGCCAAGGCCUGGAAACCAUAUAGAACAACUGACGUCAUGGAAAGCGGUGAUCAGAAUGAAACAACCAAACAAGCUAACAACAAAGAUGUAGUGACUGCAGAAACUUGCACUGACAUCAAAGGUA